AGUGUGCACAUGCCUGUAAUAGUGCCUCAUGUGUGUGACUGUGCUGCAGCCAUCCUGUCCACAGACCUUCCGAGCAUGCAGAUGGUGUGAGCAGUCGGGGGGAAGUUUAUAGCAGCUCAUCUGAGACUCGGAUAACUCCAAGCAGCCUGCAUGCAGUCACUCAGUCCAAAUCCUUUGGAACAGGAGAGGAGGCGCACUGAGGCUGGAGUACAACUUCAGCUUCCCUCAGACCAGGAUUACUGCUGGUGCUGAUUGAAUACCUGCUCCUGGAUUGGAUUUAAUUCUUGUGCAUCAGAAUUCAAAGAUUCUGCAGUAUUUGAAAGUUGCUAUCUCGACCUGUCAAUGGAUGACCAGAAUGUGUCCCAGAGCAGCCCGCACCACAGCGGCGGACAGGCCAUAUCUGAGGGGCCGAAUGAGGGAUGGUCGAAUGUCAUCAGGUGUGGGUGGCUCAGGAAGCAAGGAGGUUUUGUCAAGACUUGGCACAGUCGAUGGUUUGUGCUGCGAGGGGACCAGCUUUACUAUUACAAAGAUGAAGAGGAGACUAAAGCCCUGGGAGUUAUUUUCUUAUCUGGAAACAGAGUUACAGAGCAUCCAACCAACAGUGAUGAUGGAGGAAAGUUUCUUUUCAAGGUCAUUCCAGGAGGAGACAGGGAGCAGGUGACAGCCAACCAUGAGACCUACCUUCUUAUGGCCAACACCCAAAAUGACAUGGAGGAUUGGGUCAAGUCAAUACGCAGGGUCAUAUGGGCUCCUUUUGGUGGAGGGAUUUUUGGUCAGAAGUUAGAGGAAACUGUCCGUUAUGAGCGUCGUUUUGGUAAUAAACUCGCUCCUAUGCUGGUUGAGCAGUGUGCCGAUUUCAUUCGGCAGCGGGGACUGAGGGAGGAGGGUCUGUUCAGGAUGCCAGGACAGGCCAACCUGGUCAAAGAGCUGCAGGAUGCCUUCGACUGCGGAGAAAAACCCUCCUUUGACUGUAACACAGAUGUGCAUACAGUUGCAUCUCUAUUAAAGCUGUACCUCAGAGAGCUACCAGAGCCCGUCGUUCCUUUCCUCAAGUAUGAUGACUUCUUGUCCUGUGCCAAGCUCCUGGGCAAGGAUGAUGAAACUGGCAUGAAGGAGUUAAGAAGGCUUGUGGAGAGUCUACCUCCAGUGAACUACAACCUUCUUAAAUACAUAUGCAGAUUUCUGGAUGAAGUCCAGUCAUAUUCAGGGGUGAAUAAAAUGAGUGUCCAGAACCUCGCCACAGUGUUUGGCCCAAAUAUCUUGAGGCCAAAGGUUGAGGAUCCAGUAGCUAUUAUGGAAGGUACUGUUCUGGUCCAGCAGCUCAUGGCUCUUUUGAUUGGCCGGCAUGAUGUGCUUUUCCCUCGAGACGAGGACAGCCCCAUAACGCUUGAGCUUGUGAACAACAACAACACUGAAUUACAACAGCGACAAGUUCCCACAACAACCUCUGCCAUCACAACAGUGUCUCAGAAUACUGAAAACAACAACACACAAGUAGUCCGCCAGUGUGUUUGGGAGGCACCCACAUCUCCAUCGCACCACCAACAUGUCGACAACAGCGGUUCGCCUCGAUCCGCUAGCCCUGGUAAUGGCAUCAUCGGACGCUUUGACAUCACACGCAGCCCACCGCUAGCCGUGAAAAAGAACCCAGCCUUCAGUAAGGGUAGUGGUAUUGUUACAAAUGGUUCUUUCAGUUCUUCUUCGCCUUCCUCAGACCCCAAUCAAGAAAAGAGCCAGACUUUACCUGGAGGUGGGAGCUUUCAUAUACGCCGCAACGGGGCACUCAAAGGCUCAGGUACAAAAAUGGGUACCAGUGGUGUGACCAGUGGAUGCAACACUGGGGGAACUGGAACUGGGGUUGUGCGGAUGGGCCUUCCUGGCAGUGACGUGGUCACAGGGAGUCUUAACAACCGCAGCAGUCUUUGGGUACCAAACGGGUGUGUUACAUUACGGGACAACAAAACAAGGGACUGCUCCAAUAGGGAACAAACAGCCAACCGCCUGUCCACAUAUGACAAUGUCCAUUUAAACCAUCAGAAUCUGCACCAACAUAACCAGAUCACCAUCACGUGUCUGAACAGCAGCUGCGAAGACAAACAGAGCGUGGACAGCGCAACCUGGUCCACCUCCUCCUGUGAAAUUUCUCUUCCUGACAACUCCACAUCUUGCCGCUCCUCCACCACUACCUGCCCUGAGCAGGACUUCUUCGGAGGUCACUACGAAGACCUGGACGGACCAACUCGAGUCACGGUGCUUCCCCAAUCUGUUGGAGGAGUUGAAAGGGAGGGCAGAUCCAGCAACAGAGAUGGAGGUGGAGAUGGAGCAGGAAGGAGUAGUCGGGGCACCAGCAGUAGUGACAAUAGUGAUGGUUUUACUGUCAGUAAUGGACCCGACAGCCACAGCGCUCUUCACAGCUUAGUCGCCAGUCUGAAACAGGAAAUGCACAAACAGAAAAACGAGUACGAGGCCAGAAUUAAAAGCCUGGAGCAGAGGAACCUGGAGCUGGAGAUGGAAAUGGUGAGCCUCCACGAGGAGCUGGACCAGGAGAGGAAAAAGUACACAAUGGCAGAGAUCAAACUACGCAACGCAGAACGGGCCAAGGACGAUGCCGAGCGGCGAAAUCAGAUGCUGCAGAAAGAAAUGGAACAGUUUUUCUCCACAUUUAGUGACCUCCCUGCAGCCGGUAGUGCCACAGUCAUCGAGCCGCGCCGACCAGAUCGAAACACCACCAUCUGGAUUCAGUGAAGAAGGAAAUGGAUGACUAUUAAAACAUGUGACCACUGAGUGGACUCCAAACGGGAUUUGUCUGCUCACUGUAAUGAACCAUAGAAAACUACAUUGUUUUAAUGUAAUAAAUAGGAAGUAGAGAUCUGUCACAAACCUGUUCUAUAAACGGAGAGAUCACGCUGGGUGAUGCCAUACUGAUGUUAUUUGUAAAUUGAGAAUUAUUUAAAAUGCUUAUCAUAAAUGGGAAUGGGAAGUGGUGUGCACAGAUGUCCUUGACUGGGGGACAAAAAACAAUCCUUGGACAUGAAAAUGCAGAAACACCACAGCAGGUAUCUAACCAAAUAUUUUAACAACUUUUUCCUUGUCAUUUGUUGCCUGCUUAUGUACAUAGAACAAAACAACUAUGAAAAAUGGUGACAUACUGUAUGUACGUAAAGAAAAAAAUGGAAUGUUUAUACUUCAAAUUGAUAUUUAAGUUUUCUCAGUGUGUGAUAUAUUCUAUUCUUUUUUAUCAACUUUUUUGCACAUACAUGUUUCUUUUAUUUUCAGAGAGGAGCCGCUGUCAUUCAAAAUGCAGUGCCUAUGAAAAUAAUACUGUUUUUAAUUCUUUUGUAGCAUUCAUAUUCAGAACAACAUGAGUGAAAAAUCCCAUCAGUUAAAACUGAAACCACCUAACUAUAAAAGUGACACCAAAUUCACUAAAAGAAAUGUGGUCUUGAUUUAACCCUUAUGGGUCCAGGAGCAUAAAGAAACACUACUGGUGAGUCCAUGGAACCCUGGAGUUACAGUAGUGUUCAGAAUAAUAGUAGUGCUAUCUGACUAAAAAGAUAAACCCAGGUUUUAUCCAGGUCUUAUUGUAAUCUCAGAUUACUCUUGUUAGCGGAUAAUUUCAUGCAACCAUGCAUAAAUCCAUCUUAUUCACUCAGUAUUGUGGAAAUGCAUGAUGACAGAAGAACACUCUAGACAAAUCUUCUCAAAGUGAAGGGGACAAAUCGGGAUGAUGGAAGAAAAUGCCACGUUGAACGUCACUUGCAGUUCACUUAAUUUGGACAUGAAGAUAUGUUAAAAGUGUCCGAAAUUGAAUUAUCCCUUUGUAGUUUGGGAAAAGAUUUACAAUCCGUGGUGAGCAUCUCUGUUUAUUAAGCCUUGGGACCAAGCCCAGUUUGAGCUGGUUUACUCCUCAUAGUUGUUGGAGAUCAACAGAGAAAAGCACAGUAAAUUCACCUACAGUAUCUGUCCUUCUGGAAGGUUCUCCUCUUUCCACAGAGGAAUGCUAGAGCUCUGACAGAGU
This is a messenger RNA of Thalassophryne amazonica, 4018 nucleotides long. RefSeq names its product Rho GTPase activating protein 24 (gene arhgap24). Gene Ontology annotation, biological process: wound healing, spreading of epidermal cells; signal transduction; activation of GTPase activity. The record is from RefSeq and is a predicted model, not a curated record. Bases 343 to 2745 code for a protein of 800 amino acids. Gene Ontology annotation, molecular function: GTPase activator activity. The transcript is spliced from 10 exons. Lineage: Eukaryota; Metazoa; Chordata; Actinopteri; Batrachoidiformes; Batrachoididae. Gene Ontology annotation, cellular component: focal adhesion.